AUGGAAGACGCCAAUUCAUCUUCCGACACAACCAUUUUAAUCACAACGCAACAUCACACCAAGCUCGACGAUUACUCUUCGAUAGAUCAGGAACAAUCAUCAUCUGUUCCUCAGCGUCCAAUUCCCAAAGAACUGAUGGAAGUGGAAGAAGUGGACAUGAAUGACGAAUUGAUGGACCCUUUUGAAUGGGCGACGCGAAAACUAAUCCCCAUUCCUAAACAAUACUAUUGGGAAGAUAGUGAUAAUUCGGAAGAAGCACCAGUGGAUCCCAAGGUGUUGCCUCUCAAGUUGAAGCUAUGGCAUCGAUCAGUUGCUGCUGGGGGAUCGGCACUUCGUAUGGUGGAUAAAAUGGGCAAACCAGUAGCAGGCUUUUUGGGGUUGUCUUCGUCUCGAUUUGAUUAUGUCACAUCGACCAUGAGUGAGCGCGACUGGGAAAGUUCCAGACAAAUCGUAUCUGAGCGGAGGAAACACCGACAAGAAGACCAAUUGGAGGAUGGUGAUGAAGACUAA
Messenger RNA from Cylindrotheca closterium, 510 nucleotides. The record is from the annotation of a GenBank genome assembly. NCBI's taxonomy places the organism in Eukaryota, Bacillariophyta, Bacillariophyceae, Bacillariales, Bacillariaceae.